CUCACUUUAUCCGUAGUUCCAUCAAAAUUCCAUUUUGUCUAUUGCUGCACUCUCUCAGUCUCCCUCUCCACUCUGCUUCCCCCUCCCGGCGCGUCCUCCUCAAACGCCGGCGCUCUCGGCGUAGACUCGCCAAUCGCUGCCGCCGGAUAAGAUGAGUAAUAGGAGAGGGAAUGGAAAUGCAUCCUCCUGGGGAAAGGCUGCAGCUGACAAUACUGAGCAGUUGAGUGCGGCUGUGUCAGAAAUGAAUCUGGAACAGGGGAAUGAUGAUGGUGAAUGGGAGGUCUACAAUAAGAAGUCAAAGAACAGAGGAGGAACUAGUGCCUCAAAGCCCUGGCAGCCUCAGACUCAGAAAGUUUGGGGACAGUCCGCGGGGACUGGAAGGGCUGGGUCUUCUGGAAAUGCCUGGUCUGCGCAGUCGAAUGCUGAUUUUAGGAGACCGGGAGCUGUGGGUAGGGGUAGCACAAGGCCUGACCCUCAAGCCUAUAACAGUAGAGGGUUUGAGCAGAACUACAAUGUGCAUCAACCCUCUAUUGGAGCACCUCUUGCUAAUGGGUGGAACUGGCAAGCUAGAGCUGGUAAUGAUCAAUCUACGGCUUCAGAAGAAGGCCAGGAUCAAGCUGAGCAGUCAGUUGUUGGUGACGGUGAUGCCAAUGAUGAGGGUGACUCGGAGACUGAGUCGGUUGAUGAUUUUGAUGAUGAUCUAAUGAGUGAUGACUAUGACUCAGAUUCGAGUCAGAAGAGCCAUGAAACGAGAAGGAAUAAGAACUGGUUUAAGAAAUUUUUUGAAUCCCUGGAUGAACUUGCUCCUGAUCAGAUUAGUGAUCCUGAAAGGCAGUGGCACUGCCCAGCAUGUCGAGGAGGUCCCGGUGCCAUCGACUGGUAUCGAGGUUUGCAGCCGCUGAUGACUCAUGCUAAAACAAUCGGUGCAAACAGGGUCAAACUCCACAGAGAAUUUGCUGAAAUCUUGGAGGAGGAACUGAGGAGGAGGGGAGCUUCAGUUAUUCCUCCCGGUGAAUUGUUUGGUAAAUGGAAGGGUCUAUCAGCUGAGGAAAAAGAUUAUGAAAUAGUUUGGCCUCCGAUGGUGGUGAUCAUGAACACAAGGCUGGAGCAAGAUGAAAAUGACAUGUGGAUUGGCAUGGGUAAUGCAGAACUAUUGGACUACUUUAGCUCUUACAAACCGGUCAAGGCACGCCACUCAUAUGGUCCCCAGGGUCACCGAGGCAUGAGUGUGUUAAUCUUUGAGGCCUCAGCUUCUGGUUAUCUAAAUGCAGAGUAUCUCCAUAAGCAUUUUGUGGAGCAAAGAACUGACCGAAAGGCUUGGGAUAGUAAUCAACGUGUGUUAUAUUAUCAAGGCAGCGGGGGAAAUCGUCAGCUGUAUGGAUUCAUGGCACUGAAAGAGGACAUCGAUUUUUUAAAUCGGCACUCGCAAGGUAAAUCCAGGCUCAAGUUCGAGAUGAGAUCAUAUCAAGAGAUGGUGGUGAGAGAAGCCAGGCACUUAACUGAGAAGAACCAGCAGCUCAACUACUAUAUGGAUAGGGCUGAAAGGGAAAAGAGGCACUCAAAAUUUCUUGAAGAAUCUUUCAAAGUCGUCAGUGAUAAGCUGCGCAAGACCAUGGAGGAAAACCGUAUAGUGAGGCAAAGAACCAAAAUACAGCAUGAGCAAAACAAGGAAGAGAUGGAUUACCAAGAGCAGUUCUUUAAGGAAAAAAUUAAGUUCAUCCAUGAGGAAAUGGAUCAAAAGGAAGAAAAUUUCGAGAAGCAGCAGCAGGAGAAGAGAGAAAUGGUGAUGCAGUCCAAUGCUAGCACUUUGAAUGCCGAAGAGGACAAACGCAGGUUGGCAGACGUCGAGAAGUUCAUCAAGUUGCAGAACAAGGAGAUGGAUGAGUUCAUGGCCGAGAGGGACAAGCUGAUCAAAGAACAUGAUGAGAAGGUGAAGGAGAUGAAAAGGAGGCACUGGGAGGAGGAAGUCGAAUUGGAGAAUGAAUUCAAUACCGAACUCACUGCUCUCAUGAAUAAGUACUCCCCGGAAGAUGCACCGAUGGGCAACUGAAAGGUACUCUUGAUCGUGUGGACAGUGAUGAAUGAUGGAAAGAAGCUUACUGAUUGUGCGGCCUGGUGUACUUGCAGUUAUUUGAGGACUUGUACACUUGACGGUGGCUUUGCUUCGUUAAUUUCUCGGGAUGAUUGAGACUUUUGCUUGGUUAAUACCUUGGAAUCGGAACUGAGUCUUUUGAAAUAGCUCUGGUUGAUUUACUUUCUUGUUCGAUGAAACUUUCUCGAUAGGCUCAUUUAUUAAGAUGAAUUUAUCACUCA
Punica granatum (pomegranate) is the source of this 2313-nucleotide messenger RNA. The record is from RefSeq and is a predicted model, not a curated record. NCBI's taxonomy places the organism in Eukaryota, Viridiplantae, Streptophyta, Magnoliopsida, Myrtales, Lythraceae.